Molecule: messenger RNA, 1740 nt
Organism: Gadus chalcogrammus (walleye pollock)
Lineage: Eukaryota; Metazoa; Chordata; Actinopteri; Gadiformes; Gadidae
Product: endonuclease/exonuclease/phosphatase family domain-containing protein 1-like
Exons: 10
Coding region: 1-1740 (579 amino acids)
Biological process (GO): DNA repair
Molecular function (GO): DNA binding
Source: RefSeq, a predicted model, not a curated record
AUGGUGAACCAGGAGCGGCUGAACAUCAACACGGCCACGGAGGAAGAGCUCAUGACCCUGCCCGGUGUCAACCGCCCCGUGGCGCGGAGCAUCGUGGAGUACCGGGACUGCACCGGGGGCUUCAAGAAGCACUCCCCGUCCUCCCUGCGGAGAGACCCGGAGCAUAUGUCCUUCUGCAGCGGCAUGAACAUCAACACCGCCGUCCCGCCGCAGCUCAUGAGCAUCCGCGGCAUCACGGAGAAAAUCGCCCGGAACAUUGUCGCCUAUCGGACCCAACACGGUCCGUUCAAGAGCAUCGAGGACCUGGUUCGGGUCGAUCACAUAAACCGCUCCCUACUGGACAAGAUCCGUUUCCAGGUGUUUGUGGAGCGCUCAAGAACUCCGUCCACCAAUACCAACGGCGGGCUGACCUACACGGGUCGGUCCCAUCCGAGCCCAACCUCGUUCAGCCUCCGGAGCGACGACCUCGACCUCCCGCCGGGAGGACCCACGCAGAUGGCGUCCCUGCGGCCCCGCGAGGCACCGGCCCCGGGCCCGCGGGACAGCCGGGCCACGGUGCGCCUGGCCACCUGGGACCUUCAGCGCUGCUCCAGUGAAAAGGCCAACAACCCUGGCGUCAAAGAGGUCGUGUGGCCAUUGUCCACGGCGGCCGGGGUAUACCAUGACCUGACGGGGCAGAGGGUGGAGGUCCUGUGGCAGAAGGCAGUGUCUGGGUGGGCUGCUAGGCUGGCCCAGGUGCUGCCCCCCUUGCUGGACAACCCCCAGCUCCGGCCGCUGGCCCAGGCCACUCUGGCUACCAUGGGCACGGCCCUGGAUGUGGCAGGGCAGCAGACGUUCCUCUGGGUGGAGUCAAAGUUGACGGCAGCUCUGUCCGGCGUCAGGAGCCGUCUGGCCUCAGUCUACCAGCUGUCCCCCAGUGAUUGCUCCGUUUCCGUGGCGAUACCCCUGCCACGGGUUUCCUGGGCACGUAUGGCGGAGUCUGGCCUGGUGGAGAUCCUUCUGGAGGAGUGGCUCCUCAGGCCCCUGAAGGCCUUCACGUCCAUCAGGCCCAACUUAGAGUUCUACCGCCUGAAACACAGGGUCAUGGACAGCCCCUUUCGAUACCAAGCUCUGCUGGUUGCGAACCAGUAUGUGGUGUCGUUCGACGGUCUCCUGUUCCAGCUCCCAGCCUGGUCAUGUCCGGUGGUGUUGGCUCAGGACCGGUCCCAGAACCCCACCUUUACUCUGCUGCUGAGUCCCCGCCGCCAGUCGCAUCAUGGUCUGUUGCUGGACAUGAACCACAGCACCCUCAACAUCUAUCCAGAUGGACAGGUGAAGACCAGCUGCCCCCCCGCUGCCACCCCAUACAGGGAGCCCCUAGUGGCCAUCCAGAGAACCGCACACACAGUGGAGGUUUCCAAUCAGAAUGGAGUGUCGGUCUCAUGCGAUCUGUUGCUUGACGUGUGCAGCCUCACUCUUGAUGGAUGGUUGCAUGGUACAACUGUUGGCCUCCUGGGAACCAAUGAUAACGAAGCAGGGAAUGAAAUGACGUUACCCAACGGGUCUCGAGCGGCAAGCAGAGCACACUUCCUCCGCAGUUGGCAGGUCUCCUCUAACUGCAGCCGUGCUGAAGGCCCUCUGGAGGAAUGCUCUGGGGCCGCCAUGCAGGGCCCGGCCGGCUGCCAUGCCCUCUUCUCCUCGGCCCACUCCCCACUCAGCUCCUGCUUCAGGGUGUUUGAGGCUUGCCUGGAAAUCAAAUAA